CAUUAGAAGUUAGAAGUUAGAAAGUGCCAAAGAUCUAAUUUCUAGGGAAGGGUACUUGACAACCCACGUCCAUUAUGUUCAGAUUCAUCCUGGUUCACCAAAGGCACACUACCGAGAUUUGUGAGAUUUGUUAGCACAUUAGAAGUUCUUGAGAGAUUUGUGAUAGUAAAGAAAGAGAUUGAGUAGAUUAAGAGUUUAAUUUUAGUCAGAUGAAGCUGCUGUGGCAGCAGAUGUAGAUGGUCCCAAGGGUCUACAUAGAUGGAUUAGGCAUUGGUAUAGAUCCUCUAUUGAUGAGGUUUCUACUGACUAAAAGCUCUUCCAUCGGAACAGUCCUUGGGGGUCUAUACUGAUGGAAAAAGGGUGUAUAUAGACGGAAAACUUCCGUCACUAUAGAUACAUUUGCUUGUAGUGAUCGUAACUUAAAGAAUAUGACUAAGAGUAGGAAAACUAAAAGUAAGGUAUAAUGCUUUAUUAUUUAGAGAUAUGAUAAUCAUUACAUAGGUAGCCUUUAUAUUGGCAACAACCUAGUGAAUAAUUAAAAACCUUGAAACCUUAAAUCAGUCUAGCAUAAUAAUUUAAGAGCAAUUUGCAUAACUGAUUCAAUAACUAUUAGUGCAUAUCUCCUAAAUAUCCUUAAUAGAUGGGUCACAAGCUUUACCCCGUAGAGGAGCCAGUCAACCAACCCUGCUGCUAGUGCCAUGGAACAUCCAGAGCUAGCAACUAUAGUGACUAGUUUGCUUGUUUAUGAUUAGACAAUCAUCAAUCAAGUAGACAACUUGAUUAAUAUUUCUUCUUAAUAAUUUUGAGUUUAAUUAAGUUCAAUAGAGAUAAAUUAUUUUAAUAUAUUCUUCAAUAGGAAAAUCCUUAACCCUUAGCAAUGCUAUGACUAAACAUCACAGAACUAGAAAUGAUGGAUGGACAAAACAUUGGUUAUUAGUAUUUUAAAAGGGAAAUUACUAAGGGAAAGGGAUGUAUUAGUUACAGCUGGCUAUGCAAUCCACUUAUUGAAAGGAAUUAAAAAGGUAUUCAAUUUAAUAUCCUCCAUCUUUUUGCAGUCAUUUCAAUGGUUCUUUAUGUUGCAUCAAAGGGUUAGUAGUAUACACCAAAGGAUGGUUAAUCAAACAACAUGGGCAUGGAAGAGAUCAAUUCUUCAAUGGCAUGAACACUCAAAUGGGGCAGGAACAGGCUGGAUUUUGCAAAACAAACCUUCAUUGAUUCCUGCAAAUGAUUUGUGUUAGUGUUUCAAAGUGUUUGCUUUAGAUAUCCAAGUAUAAUAUCUAAAAUAUUGUCUGAAUAACGUAUUUUUAAAUCA
Rubroshorea leprosula is the source of this 1312-nucleotide messenger RNA. Lineage: Eukaryota; Viridiplantae; Streptophyta; Magnoliopsida; Malvales; Dipterocarpaceae. The record is from the annotation of a GenBank genome assembly.